This is a messenger RNA of Erinaceus europaeus (western European hedgehog), 2470 nucleotides long. It is a transcript of the gene TES, whose product is annotated as testin LIM domain protein. Bases 191 to 1456 code for a protein of 421 amino acids. The transcript is spliced from 8 exons. The record is from RefSeq and is a predicted model, not a curated record. Gene Ontology annotation, molecular function: zinc ion binding. Lineage: Eukaryota; Metazoa; Chordata; Mammalia; Eulipotyphla; Erinaceidae.
ACCAGGUCUUUGAGCAGGCAGGCUGCGGCGAACUGCACAGCGGAAGUUUGAAGGCGCCGGAGGCAAGGUAGCUGCAGCGGCGCCGCGGUCUCCGCUGAUCCCCUCUCCAGUCCACUCUGCGGAAACAUACGCCAAGACGAGCCUGGGUGAGAGAUCCGGACGGGAGGAAGAGCCUUUUUGACACAGGAACAUGGAUCUGGAAACCAAAGUGAAGAAGAUGGGCUUGGGUCAUGAGCAAGGAUUUGGAGCCCCAUGCUUGAAAUGCAAAGAAAAAUGUGAAGGAUUCGAACUGCACUUCUGGAGAAAAAUAUGCCGUAACUGCAAGUGCGGUCAAGAAGAACAUGAUGUGCUUUUGAGCAGUGAAGAGGACCGAAAAGUGGGAAAACUUUUUGAAGACACCAAGUAUACUACCCUGAUUGCAAAACUAAAAUCAGAUGGAAUUCCUAUGUAUAAACGCAAUGUUAUGAUACUGACCAAUCCAGUUGCUGCUAAGAAGAAUGUCUCCAUCAACACCGUUACAUAUGAAUGGGCUCCUCCUGUCCAGAAUCAGGCAUUGGCCAGGCAAUACAUGCAGAUGCUGCCCAAGGACAAGCAACCAGUGGCAGGCUCGGAGGGGGCACAAUACCGGAAGAAGCAGCUGGCAAAACAGCUCCCUGCACAUGACCAAGACCCUUCAAAGUGCCAUGAGUUGUCUCCCAGAGAGGUUAAAGAGAUGGAACAGUUUGUGAAGAAAUAUAAGAAUGAGGCUCUGGGAGUAGGAGAUGUAAAACUUCCCCAUGAAAUGGAAUCACAAGGCCCCAACAAAAUGCACAUCCCUGGCGGGGAUAGAAGCACCACAGCAGCAGUCGGGGCCAUAGCCAGUAAAUCAACUGAACACAAAAGAACUCAGUAUUCCUGCUACUGCUGCAAACUGAGUAUGAAGGAAGGUGAGCCUGCUGUCUAUGCUGAAAGGGCUGGCUAUGAUAAACUGUGGCACCCAGCUUGCUUUGUCUGCAGUACCUGCCGUGAACUCCUGGUUGACAUGAUUUAUUUCUGGAAGAACGGGAAACUGUAUUGUGGCAGACAUUAUUGUGACAGUGAGAAACCUCGAUGUGCUGGCUGUGAUGAGUUGAUAUUCAGCAACGAAUAUACCCAGGCAGAAAACCAAAAUUGGCAUCUGAAACACUUCUGUUGUUUUGACUGUGACAACAUCCUUGCUGGGGAAAUAUAUGUGAUGGUCAAUGACAAGCCAGUAUGCAAACCCUGCUAUGUGAAGAAUCAUGCUGUGAUAUGUCAAGGAUGUCACAAUGCCAUCGAUCCCGAAGUGCAGAGAGUGACCUAUAACAAUUUCAGCUGGCACGCAUCCACAGAAUGCUUUCUGUGCUCCUGCUGCAGCAAGUGUCUCAUUGGGCAAAAGUUCAUGCCAGUAGAAGGGAUGGUUUUUUGUUCAGUAGAGUGUAAGAAGAUGAUGUCUUAAGAGAGGAACAUCGAGCAAUAUUGAACCACAACUGUCCAAAAUGCUCUGCAUUUCAACUGUAAAAUGCAAUUUGGAAAAAUAAAUGGGGGAAAAAAAAGAGAAACUGUAAAGGAAACCAGGAGAUUGAUUGUGUUCAGUAUAUCUCUUUGCUGUUUUUUCUUAUCAAGUUUUUUUUUUUCUAUUUCAACUUUUAAAACCUACUUUAAGCAUUUGACUUUAAAGAUGGUAAAGAAUUUUAUCUGUCCAGGUAUAAAAGACUUUUGUGUUGUGAGCUUGGUUUUAAUGAAUUUUCAUAUCUUACCCCUCUUGUGCCAAACACAGUAUGUAAAAACUUUAAAAGUUAAUAUACUGAGUGAAGAUGAGCAUUUCAUGUUCUAUAUUUUUGUUUUCCUCAUGUGCUAAACAAGAAGGAAAUUAAACUUGUCUCAGUACCAAAGAUCUGGAUGUGCUGCCUCAUAGCCAUUGAAGUCUGUGGUGUAUAGAGUGAACUAUUUUUAAAAAAUUAAAAAUGUAUCAUAACAUUUAAUUUAAUGACUAUACAUUUGCUGUUUCUUUCUAAUUGAGGUAGACACAAUUUUAUUUACACUCCUCUAAUUAUUAAAAUUUUCCUACCUCCCAGUUUUCUCUAAACUGGUGAACUCCCAUCUGUGGCCUUGAAUAUUUUGUCACAUGUGGCAUCCAUACUUUUCUAUCAGUGAUUUUUGCCUUGAAUUUACAUUAUGUUUUUUAACUUAAAGAAUAUGCAUACUUUUUAUACUCAAUAAACUAUAGAUUCGACUGAUUUUUACUUGGUUGCAUAGUUUGGAUAGAUAAUUGUUUUGGUCUUCAUUCCUGUGAUACUUUUAAGCAUGUCCACAGGACUAUCAGGCGCCUUCUUGGCCUCUAAACUUUGAUCUUUCAAAUCCCUAAUGUUUAUUUUCAUUUGUAACCUUAAACAUAUAGCUAUGACUAUGAAAAUUAAGUGGAAUGAAUGUGUAUAUUAUUCAAAAUAAAGUCUCACUUUAAUAACUUGCA